Drosophila arizonae is the source of this 2273-nucleotide messenger RNA. It is a transcript of the gene cnk, whose product is annotated as connector enhancer of ksr. Gene Ontology annotation, molecular function: protein binding. NCBI's taxonomy places the organism in Eukaryota, Metazoa, Arthropoda, Insecta, Diptera, Drosophilidae. The record is from RefSeq and is a predicted model, not a curated record.
AUUUUAAUCAAUUGUUUAUGUUGUGUUGAAAUUAUGAUGGAGUAGCUGUGCGAAAUCGGCUAGUGCUUCUUUCAAUUAGUAUGGCCUAUAUAAAUAUAGCAGAAUGGACGCCCGACCAAGUUACAGAUUGGAUCCGAGGUCUCGACGAGUCCAUGGAAGCGUAUUUAUACGAAUUUUCAAAACACGAAAUCGGAGGUCGAGCACUGCUCAAUAUACGGCCAUAUGAAUUGGAAAAUUUGGGCAUGAAGGCUAUCGGUCGACAGGAAAUCGUCCUUGAAGCCGUUGAGAAUCUGCGUAACUUUCAUUAUCACUUGAAGAAUGAUAAUCUACAGUUUAUGGCAUUGCAUGUGGGCACUGCGGCCCGCAAUUUACAUCGGGAAUUGGCCAAAAAUCAUGCGGAUAGCACAAACAUCGACACGCGCACACUGCAUGAUAUUACGCGUACGAUUGCGACUCUGAAGCCGCUGAUUGGGAAUUUGGAGCGAUCGCCGUUUCGCAAUCAGGACAUGUAUCGGGAGUACUGUGGCAAUGUGUUGCGCUGUGGCCUGGAGUUGGCCACGAUAGCGCACAGGGAUCGUUUCGCGGAGCGUCCAGUUGCUCAAAUCAAAGCGACCGCAGAGCGUUUGGAACGUCUGGCUAACUUCAUAAUCCAGGAUAUUUCGGAUCCGAUGGUGCUGCAGCCGGCGUCUCUCAAUCUGGUGACACUGAAGAAACGUGAAUCGGAUCUGGGCUUUAACAUCGAGUCGAGCUACAAUGGCAUUCACCGCGUCACAGAUAUCAAAUACAAUUCACCCGCCCACAACUCGGGCAAGAUCGAGGAUGGCGACGAAAUCGUCCAAAUCAACUACCAGACAGUCGUCGGGUGGCAGCACAAGACUGUGCUGCAUCAUCUGUGCGAAGCGCUGCCCGAUGUGGUACUCACUGUGAAGAAACGGCCAAAGCACACCAAGAUGUAUGGUCAGAUUUAUAUGCAGCCAUAUCGGCUGCCCAGCAAGAAACGCAACAUGGCCAGCCGAUGGGCCGACAAUUUGCCCAGUCCGAGUCCACGCGCCGCAUUCUUAACCCUUGAGUCAGCUCACAAGACGCCGCGAAGUGAUGACGGCCAGGGCGUCAAGGUGAAGGAACUUGUGAAGGAGCAGGUGCAGGCGCAUGCUGCUUCCGACUCGGACUCCAGUUGCAGUGAUAUACCCACACCCACRGAUCCAAAGUCUGCCAGUCGYGAGAUGCGUUUGUACUAUCCCAAGCCACGGGCGCUACUGCAGCGRCGCAACACAAUUUGUGGKGACGAAUUCCUUAGCCUGAARCAUCCACAUUUGGUGAUACCCUCAUGGCAUGAACGCAAGCCAGGUAGCAGCGGCGGUGGCGGUGGUGCUAUCUGUGAUCCUGGCUCGCCCAGCAUUCGAGACAAGUCCAUCUCCUUCGGCUAUGGCCUCGAGAUAGCGCCCCGGCCCACCACCUGCAUAGGUCUGGCAGCCAGCGAGAGCGCCGACACGGACAAGCGUCUGUUCAACGAGGCGCGCAAAUUGAAGCAGCUGACCGAGGCGGGCCUGGCGUCCCAGCAGCAGCUGCAAAUKCUGGACCGCUACAAGCCCGGUGUCAGCAAAGUGGUGCGCUUCGAUGCCAACAUGAAGGUGGAGGAUUAUGUGGUUAAGAACGAGAAGUUUACGUGCAAUGUGGAAAAUACAAUACUGGAAACCUUUGAGCCAAUACCCUUCGCCGACGAAGGGGACGAGGAUGCGUUAGAGACGCUGCGUAGCUGUGCCAACGAAACCAGCGCCGAACUAAUCCAAGCCAUGGAAUUGGCCACGCGCGAAACGCCGCCGCUGGCGGAGGCCAUCAACACACCGCUCAUYCAACAGCAGCAGCAGCAGCAGAAUCGACGUGGCCGCCUGGACAAAAGCCAUAGUACACCGGCCUAUGACAAUUCGGGCGAGGAGGAGUCCGAUACACCGCCGCCGGCUAUUGAGCCACGCAAAGAGUUUUUACAAGUAACGCCGCCAGCGCCGCCGCCACGUCCGCGCAAGCCACACGAACUCACACCCGUUGUGCCACCACCGCCGCCAAAGCCGGCGAGCAUGCAGCAAGCAAGCACUGCUACUGCAAGCACUGCACUCAUGGCAACCACUCCAAGCACCGYAACCACUGCAGCGGCUGCAGCAAUGGCAGCAGCCACAACGGCUGCCACAAUAGCAACCACAAUAACCACUGCUAAGGAGCAGGAGAUCAGCUCCACAAAAUUGGGAACGGAACGAGACGAAACGAAACGGAAUUAG